AUGUGGUGGAGUCUUUUCAGUAAAUCUACAUUUUACAAUACAUCCCCUGUAGUUCACUACUGGGCCAACGACAAAAUAUCGGGGAGAAUCCCUCCGUAGUGUCGUGUACUGUAAGAUGUAACCUUCACAGGGGACACGGCGCAGUGUCUAUUGACAGCUUGCUGGUUUUAGGAAUUUAAGGAGAAAUAUAUAAUAUUGACGUGAAAAUCAUGGAAGAUGGAAAGAAGGCUAUACAGCAGUACAUCACUCGUUUUUCAAACCUAUAGAUUUUUGAAUUUCACGGGCAGUAGGUGUUUCACGCCGUUUU
Messenger RNA from Ectocarpus sp. CCAP 1310/34, 307 nucleotides. The record is from the annotation of a GenBank genome assembly. Lineage: Eukaryota; Phaeophyceae; Ectocarpales; Ectocarpaceae.